Verticillium dahliae VdLs.17 is the source of this 1395-nucleotide messenger RNA. RefSeq lists its product as uncharacterized. The transcript has a single exon. NCBI's taxonomy places the organism in Eukaryota, Fungi, Ascomycota, Sordariomycetes, Glomerellales, Plectosphaerellaceae. Gene Ontology annotation, biological process: mitochondrion organization; phospholipid transport. The record is from RefSeq and is a predicted model, not a curated record. Gene Ontology annotation, cellular component: ERMES complex. Gene Ontology annotation, molecular function: lipid binding. The coding region runs from base 1 to 1395 and encodes 464 amino acids.
AUGUCAGUAGAUCUCAACUGGGAGACCCUCACGUCGGGCCCGGACGGCGAGGCGCUCGCGCUUCGCAUCCGCGAUUUCAUCCACGAGAAGUUCCAGGCAGUCCAGCUGCCGCGCUUCAUCAAGUCAGUGACGGUUCACGACUUUGAGUUCGGCUCCAUACCUCCGAAGCUCGAGCUCAAAGACAUUACCGACCCUUUACCAGACUUUUACGAGGAGAAUGAAGAUUAUGACGACGACGAUUCAGACGAUGGCCAGGACAAUGAUGCAGCGGAGGAGCUGAGAGCGGCGGCGGCAAGGAGACACCAAAACCAGCACGAGAGCCACCAGCGCGACGGCAGCGCGCAUCUUCCUUCGCGAUUCCACAACCACGGCGCGAGCUCGCCUUCGCGGGGCCUCAUGGCCGGCGACCUCACGAGCCCCUUUCUCGGCGUUUCGACGCCAGGCAUCCUCAGCGGCGCCUCCAAUCUGCACUACUUUCAAAGUCACCUCGGCUCCGGCUGGUCAGGCACCCACACACCUUUGGCCGCCGUCGCUGGAGGUGGCAACAGCUGGAUGGACGCCUCGGCCGUCUCCUCGCCAGGGCCCUCCCCGCUCCGCGGCACCCCGACCUACCCCAGCCACAGCCGCAACCCGUCCCAGUCCUCCGUCCUGUCCGACAUGACACCGGCCUUUGCGCCGCUGACGCCGCAGAACCCCCAUCCUCUGUCGUCCGCAAACCACUUUUUGCGCGAGAAGUCGUCCGUCUCGACCCUGGCGCCCACAUCCGUCGGCACGUCCCGCCCCCCGACGCGCGACCCUGCCUGCGCCAUCGACGAAGAGGGUGACGACGGGGGCGACGGCCAGCAGCAGCAGCAGCAGUCCUCGCCGCCGUCAGGCGAGGCCGACCACCCGCCGCCUCGGUUCCGCGAGCCCCGGCCCGACGACCUGCAGGCCGUCUUCCGCAUCCGCUACGCCGGCGACGUGCGGCUGCGCCUCACGGCCGAGAUACUGCUCGACUACCCGAUGCCCAGCUUUGUCGGGAUCCCCGUGCAGCUCUCCGUCACGGGGCUGACCUUUGACGGCGUGGGCGUCACGGCGCACAUACGCAAGCGGCUGCACUUUUGCUUCCUGAGCCCCGAGGACGCCAUCACGGCCGUGGGGCUGCCGGAGGAGGAGGAUGACGGUGACGACGGUGACGACGACCACGGGCACGCCGGGCGCGGCGCGGCGGGUGAGAAGAGGCGAUUCGGGGGUCUACUGCAAGAGAUACGGGUCGAGAGCGAGAUUGGGCUGCGCGAGAGCGGCAAGCAGAGCCUCAAGAACGUGGGCAAGGUGGAGAGGUUUGUGCUGGAGCAGGUGAGGAGGAUAUUCGAAAACGAAUUCGUGUAUCCCAGCUUCUGGACCUUUCUCGUCUAG